CUUUGUUUCAGUGGUAGUUCCGAUGGGAAUAUUUAGCUGCUGAUGUUAGAGCAAAGGUCAAAGAAGCUGAAGGAAACUGUUUACUAAAAAUAUAUCCUGCAUUUGACCUCAGGUACUCAACAUGUGUUUGUAAACAAGCAUUGCACUUUUGUCCUGUUCGCACAGUCAUGCAUGGCCAUUUCUAACAGCAAAACUUUUAGACUUAAAUCAGUCAAUCACCCAAAUAUCAUGAAUGGAUCAGCAUUUUGGACAUGGAUGGGCUGAUUUCCUGUAAAGUUGAGUUUUACAUGUUUCUGCCAGUUUAAUGUCUGAGGGAUGGAUGCAGCUGAUGGCAUGGAUGAAGAUGAGUUUCUGGACCACGACGUUCAGCUGAUCAUUCAAGAGUCAUGCCAGAAAGAAUAUUCCAUUUCCACAUGUAGAAGUGAAGAUCUAGAGCUUGUACGAGCCAUUAAACAAGGGGACGUGCUGGCUCUGCAGGAGCUCUGUGAUUUUCCAGCAGCCUUCAAUCAGGCAGAUGAGAACGGGUGGUAUCCUCUGCACAGAGCGGCGGUCCAACCCCUCGUCCCCGUCCUGGAGACAGUGCUGCAUGCAUCUUUCAGCCUGACCCUGGAGGAAAAGACUCUGGAGGGGGAAACCUUUCUGACACUGGCAGUGAAAGCUGGUUUGGUGGAAAAUGUCAAGAUGUUGCUGGCACAUGGAGCUUCUCCUCACACCACCAACAGCAAAAAAGAAUCCCCUCUGCUCUUAGCAGUCAGAGCUGGAUCUCCUCAGAUAGUUUCCAGUUUGAUAACUGGGGGUGCUCAAGUGAAGCAGGUGUGUCUGAAAAAGUGGACGGCCAUGCAUGAAGCUUCCAGGGCCGGAUGUGUUCACGUUAUGGAGCUGAUGUUGCAGAAUGGAGGUCAAGUCACAGAGCCAGACCAGCAUGGAGUGACUCCUCUGGGCAUUGCUGCAGAGUACAGUCAUCCUGACGUCAUGGAGCUCCUCAUCAAACACGGUGCUGAUGUGAAUGCCCAGGCGCCCAAUGGCGACAGUGUCCUGUAUGAUGCUGCAGGUACAGGGAAUCCAGACUGUGUCAACAUCCUGCUGCAGCACGGAGCAAAUCCCAACAUCCGCAACCUGAGCUCCCAGCUGCCCAUCCAUCGAGCUGCGUAUGAAGGACAUUACCUAGCUUUAAGGAUUUUGAUCCCGAUCACCACUCGACGAGCGCUGCGGCUGUCCGGUCAAAGUCCCAUUCACUCAGCUGCAGAUGGAGGCCAUGCCCACUGCCUCGAACUUCUACUAGAAAAAGGGUUUGAUGUCAAUGCACUUUUAGCCCCUCACAUGUCUGAAAACUAUGGAGACAUGAGAAGAAGCCCUCUCUACUUUGCUGUCUGCAAUGGAGAUGCUACAUGUACUGAGAUACUGCUGAAGAUGGGGGCAAAACCAAAUCUGGACCCUUUAAAUUGUCUCCUAGUGGCAGUCAGGUCCAGCCGUUAUGAGAUUGUAAAACUGCUGCUGGCAGCGGAAGCUGAUGUGAACUGCUACUUCACGGUGGUGAACAACACAGUGUUUCCAACAGCGCUGCAGUACUGCCUGAAGGACGAGGUGAUGCUGAGGCUGCUGCUCAACAACGGCUACGAUGCAGAGAAGUGUUUCUGUUGUGAUCAUGGUGACAUCUGGGAUGACCUUUUUGAGUCUGGGCACUCACAAGAUCAAGAGACAAAAGUUACUUUUUGUGACUUUGUUGGUGUCUCCUGGCUGGUGAACCUGGUGGGCAGAAUUGUGUCAAUCCUCCUUGAAUAUGUUGGCCAAGUUUCUCUCUGCGGCAAACUGGCAAAGAUGCUGAAAAAACACAAAGAGUGGCCUGACAUCUGCAGAACCACCUGUAACCCGCGCUCUCUGUCUCAUCUGAGCAGAGUCGUGAUCAGGAAGCAUCUGCACUGCAGCAGCCUGAAGUCCAUCCAGCUGCCCAACAGACUGAAGGACUACCUGCUGUUCAAGGAGAAUGACCUGUACAGCAAAAUAAUUUGUAGAGAGGAAUGAGGAUGGAAGUCUUGAUCCUAAAAACUCUUAAAUAUCUAAGAUUGAUCUAAGAUCUAAGAUCACUGUGUUGUAUACUAUAUCAGCGCUUAUAUUAAAAAAUUGACUAACAAAUGACCUAUUUAACCAAGUUAGAAGUAAGAUUUUUACUUAGUGAAUUUGAAUUGUAACUCAUUCAUAAAGUUACUUAGGAAUAAUUUUUUCAAAUCUAUUUUUGAUCACUGAUUAAAACACAUGUAUAGUUAAAGAACAUUCAAAUAGAUGCAAGACUUUACCUUCUAUCAAUAAACUUUCUGGUCAGCAUUACAUGUGUGUUACCUGCUGGUAGCGAUCAGGUAAAGUAAGUGUGGGUUCAUUUAGUUUGACCGUUGCUCACACACUAACUAUCAAAACAAAACAGACAACUUAUUCGGUUUUAUUUACAGCUUGUAGUGCGGAAAUGCAACCCUUGAUUGUAGGAACAGACCCUCCUUUCAGCUAAAGCCUGGUCGUAAAUCCCUCGUUGUACUGGCUCUUUUUCACCCAGCAGUCUUUGGUGACGAUACACAAAUACAAACGUUGGUGCAACUCUGUGGCUGGCUCCCAAAAGCCAGCUCCAUCCGUUGCUGUCUGACUGUUGUUUCCUUCAGGUAUUUGAACAAAUGUAACUUUCCCUCACAGCUGAAGAAGCGUUUCCUGUGUGACAUGUUGACACUGAAAACCACAGCAGUGUCUUCCGCCUUACACUGAGCAGUGAAGCCUUUCUUCUUGUGAAAUGUGCACAACCUGGAAAAGAUGACCAACCACUGAGUUCAUGAGAAGCAGAAACCUGUGCAGCAGAUUACCCGUUCUCAUUUGUGACAACAAAAACAGAUCAAUAUUAAAAGAAUGCUGGUUUAAAGCUUCAAUAUUGAAACAAUUCAGUUAAAAGGACCCUGACCUACCAAUCUGGCCUACAUUAUGAUCCCAAAAAUUGGAAUAAAAAUUAUAACCAAAUAGGGCUUAUAAACAUUAGAAUGUAAACUGUAAUAAUUUAUCCUACAUUCGAAAGGUUUCACAUCAUUGAAAUUGAAAAACUUUGUCUUUAUAUUUAUGAUAAUGCUGUCACUAAGAAGCUUUUUACCAGCUCAGAAACAUCAACA
This is a messenger RNA of Melanotaenia boesemani (Boeseman's rainbowfish), 3140 nucleotides long. RefSeq names its product ankyrin repeat and SOCS box containing 15a (gene asb15a). The coding region runs from base 316 to 2022 and encodes 568 amino acids. The transcript has 8 exons. Gene Ontology annotation, biological process: intracellular signal transduction. The record is from RefSeq and is a predicted model, not a curated record. Lineage: Eukaryota; Metazoa; Chordata; Actinopteri; Atheriniformes; Melanotaeniidae. Gene Ontology annotation, molecular function: protein binding.